This is a messenger RNA of Anoplopoma fimbria (sablefish), 1023 nucleotides long. RefSeq names its product Fc epsilon receptor IgFc epsilon receptor Ig (gene fcer1g). The record is from RefSeq and is a predicted model, not a curated record. Gene Ontology annotation, biological process: cell surface receptor signaling pathway. Lineage: Eukaryota; Metazoa; Chordata; Actinopteri; Perciformes; Anoplopomatidae. The transcript is spliced from 5 exons. Gene Ontology annotation, cellular component: Fc-epsilon receptor I complex. Bases 155 to 442 code for a protein of 95 amino acids. Gene Ontology annotation, molecular function: IgE receptor activity.
CAGACCACAACUUCCCCUGUUGGCAGUGAAGUAUGCAGCGCUUGAGUGCUCUCUAGAACUCGGACGGAAAAAAAAACCCACCCACAAGUCGCUGUGUUUGCUGUGUGUUGGCCACUUAACAGAGCCAAGUCGUCCGUGUUGAGCCUGCGUUACCAUGGCCGUGUUGGGCAGGAACCCGUUACUGGUGGUCCUUCCUCUGUGGAUGAGUUUUGGGAGAGCAGCUGCAGCUCUAACAGAGCCACAGAUCUGUUACGUGCUGGAUGGUAUCCUGUUUUUGUACGGUAUCAUCCUGACGGCUCUCUACUGCAGAAUUAAGAUCAUCAAUGCUAAAGAGGAUGCAGCCAACAACGGAAAGGGCAAGCAGGUUGCUGAAGAGGACCUCUAUACGGGUUUGAAACCUCAUGCCCAGGACACUUAUGAAACUAUUGGAAUGAAGAAGUGACACGAUGAGCGAAAGUCCAAGAUGUGCAUGCACCACUGUUUUCUUGUUGCUUUUUUAGAAUUAAUAGGAAGUUAAGAAGGACGGCACUGUAAAAGGGAAGUUGAGCCCAAUAAAGGCAUUCUCAGAAAUGCUUACCUAUGCUGUUAUAAGUUGAUGUUUUUUGCAGCUGUUGCACAUAUUUAAUUUUCAUGCAAACAUGUUUUUAAAACUUUAAUGCUUCAGACAUCCUGUAUUGUACUGCUUAUAAACAAGAAAUGAAAUGGCUGUUAUAUAUUUCCUGUGUAUAGACCGUCCAACUAACUUCCUCUUUUAGACCAUUUGCAAGAUGUCUGCCUUUUUUUGGCUCCAAAAGCAUUCUAGUUUUUUGCAAGAUGGUAGAUGGUGAAUAUAGUUAAAGCUCAAGCCUUAUAUCGAUACUGAGCAGUGUUUCCUGCACACCACAGGAUGGCAGUGAUGGUGUCUUUGGUGAGGUCCUUACCUGUCCAUACUCUCACACACACACACACACACACACACACACACACACACACACACACACACACACACACACACACACACACACACACACACACACACACACA